Molecule: messenger RNA, 927 nt
Organism: Enterobius vermicularis (human pinworm)
Lineage: Eukaryota; Metazoa; Nematoda; Chromadorea; Rhabditida; Oxyuridae
Source: the annotation of a GenBank genome assembly
AUGGCCAAUCGGACCGUGAAAGAUGCAGCCACGGUAAAGGGUACAAAUCCCCAGUACCUCGUGGAAAAGAUUAUACGGACACGUAUAUAUGACUCGAAAUAUUGGAAAGAAGAAUGUUUUGCGUUAACCGCUGAACUUUUGGUCGACAAGGGUAUGGAGUUGAGAUAUGUCGGUGGGAUAUACGCUGGGAAUGUGAAGCCGACUCCAUUUCUUUGUCUUUGUUUAAAGAUGCUACAAAUUCAACCAGAAAAAGAUAUUAUUGUUGAGUUUCUCCGACAGGAAGAAUACAAAUAUAUACGUGCACUAGCUGCAAUGUAUUUGAGGCUCACGUUCUCGUCGAUAGAGGUGUACAAAUAUCUAGAGCCACUUUAUAAUGACUAUCGGAAACUUCGUUAUAUGGACAAAAAUGGCCAUUUCCAGCUCAUACAUAUGGAUGAAUUUAUCGACCAUCUUUUGAGGGAUGAGAGGUAUUGUGACAUUCAGCUGCCCAGGUUACAGAGAAGAGAAGCUCUAGAAUCGAUUGGCGAAUUGCAGCCGUAUGUCAGCGCUCUUGAUGAAGACUUAGCAAAACUUUCCUCUUCAGAAUCGGAGUCAGAUUCGGAAGAGGAGAGGAUACGUAGGAAGAAAGAGCGUUCUAAGCCUACCUCGCGUCGUCGGUCACGCUCGAGGGAUCGUGAACGUGAAAGGGAUAAAGAUAGGGAUAGGGAUCGAGACCGCGGGAAGGAUAAAGACAGGCGUCGGAGGUCUCCAGACCAUCGGGAUAGAGACCGAGAUGAUAGAAAAGAGAGGGACCGUGAUAAGGAUAAAGAUAGAGAUCGAAAGGAUAAAAAGGAUGAAGGUAGAAGACGAAAAGACGAUGAAGAUCGAGAAAUUGAAGCGGCCAACGCGUUACGUAAAAAAUUGGGCUUAGAUCCACUACAGAAAUGA